Vitrella brassicaformis is the source of this 1447-nucleotide messenger RNA. The record is from the annotation of a GenBank genome assembly. NCBI's taxonomy places the organism in Eukaryota, Vitrellaceae.
GGAAGAGUUGCGCAGAUCUGGCCCUACACAGCUCUCUGUGGCGCCAGCCCGUGAUGUAGGAUGAAGAUCAUGCCAUCUUGACUCAUCCAUCGUCACGCCCGAUGUUCUUUCUGGUGACGCUGGAUGACCUGGUUACGGUGGAGCCGGGGGACCUCGGCAAGUCUCAUGUGGACCGCCUCAUCGCCGCAAUACAAACGCGAUACGUCGACAGGGUGGGCAAGAGAGAGAGAAACACAGGCACACUUUGCAAUAAGGGCUGGGCUCUCUUGUAUCUGUGUUGGCUGUAUGCCUGGCUGCCUGUGUGCCCGCAGAUCAUCCCCGAUGUUGGUCUCGUGAUAGCCUUUUACGACUUCCUGCGGAUGGGCGACGCUCCCAUCUUCCCGGGCAACGGGUCCGUGCACUUCAACUGCCGCUUCCGGCUGGUGGCCUUUCGGCCGUUCAAAGGCGAGAUACUCACAGGCCGGCUUGUCCGGUCGGCACCCGAGGGGCUCACUGGUAACCAACCAACCAACCAACCAACCAACCAGGGCGGGUCGUGGUUUGCCUGAUUGAUGGCUGGUGCCUGUGUCCGUGUGUGUGAUGUGUAGUGUCGUUGGGUUUCUUUGAGGACAUCCGCAUCCCCUGCACUCUGCUGCGGGAGCCGUCCGAAUAGUGAGGGAGGAAGGACAGCCACACACAUAGAGAGAGGAAGGGAGGGCGGAUGGGAUGGCUCGGAUGAUUGCGUGUCCAUGUGGUCGCCCCCUACAUCCCAUCUCCCUGUGUGAGGUGAGUGCAGUGACGAUGUCGAUAAGGUGUGGUUUUGGCGGUACGGCGAGCACAGUUUGUAUCUGGACCUGCUGCAAAACAUUCGGUUCAAAGUGGAGGAGGUCCAGUUCCACAAACAAGACGGUCGGUCGGUCGAUGGGCCAGCAGACAGACAAACCACACACUGACGAACAUGACAAGUGGUGCAGCUGUGUGUGUAAUGGAUUGCUGUUUGGCAGGUGGCCAGCACCCGGUUGCUCUGUCGACUUCGCGACGUCUGCCGCCGAUGACAAUCAUAGUGAGCAGCAUGGCAUAGCCACCAGAGGGAGGGGCUGCGUAUAUUGCAUGGUCUUACUUGUCUCUCCAUCCGUGUGUGUGGUGUGUGCACUGCAGGGGUCCAUCAACAGCGACGGAUUGGGGCUCGAGUCGUGGUGGCAGACAGAGUGACAAAGGCGCUGAGUCGCCGACUGACCUGACCGGCUGCUGGAUAUUGUCAUCAUAUAUUUGCAUGCCCGGCUUAGACAGACAGCAUGACCAAUCAGUCUGUCCUUCGCAGUCAGUGGCUGUGGUGUGCGAAUGGAAUGCCGACAGACAGAGAAUGUUGAGGAUACACAGUGUUAGGAAGCUUCUCUUGUGUGCCUUCUGCUGCUAGCCCAUUGCACGGGUAAAGACAUGCCUGUGUGUUUGUGUGGGUGUCGACGUG